CUUGAAAAGCAAGUGGAAUGAUUAUCUCUUUAUGAUUCUUUUUUUGUCUUUACAGGGCUAUUUUCCAACCAUAUUCUACCCCAAACAACCUGACAAGAAGCUCUUCAACAAUCUCAAGGCACAGUGUGAUACUCUCGAUAUUCCUUUCCUCUCCUACCUCCCGUCAUCCCAGCUCAUCAAUACUUCCUAUAAUUUUGUUGUCGAUGCUCUCUUUGGCUUCAGCUUCAAAGGAGCAGUGAGGGCGCCAUUUAUUGAAGUUCUUGAGAAUCUGAAACACAUCAGCAUACCGAUAUGUAGUAUUGAUGUACCUUCAGGUUGGGAUGUAGAGGAGGGAAACCCAGAUGGUCUGAAACCAGAGUUUCUCAUCUCACUGACAGCACCCAAGAAGUGCGCUAAACUCUUCCAAGGAAAACAUCACUUUCUGGGUGGUCGCUUUAUUCCACCAGAGAUGGCAAGCCGUUAUGAACUCUCACUACCAGACUAUCCCGGUACUGAUUGUAUCGUUCAGUUAAAAUGAAAGAUCCAGGAGAAUGGGAGGGGAAAAUAUGCAUACUGGAAUUGAGGUAUAGCUAGUCUAUAGUUUAUUUAUAGGAAUAAAUGGUGUUCCUAUGUAUUGAAAAGAUAAAGAGAGAAAUACUGGAAAUAGCUAAUGAAGAUCAAAUUGCAAACAGUACGGUGUAAGAAUUCAGCUGUCUAGUAUGGGGCAGUGUUUUUCAGCCUGAUUUUCUAAAAAAAUUCUUUUGCAUCUAUGGAGUAAGAUUUUUUUUAUUUGUGCAUGUCCUGUAGAAUGCUCGGACAUCUGUAUUCAGCAAACUUGAUCCUGUUAAGCAUUUGUUUCUACUGGCUAUUUUUUAGUUAUCUCAAAUUUAAAUAGAUUUUGUAACUAAUUAUAUAUAGCCAGGAGGAAAAGUUGUGAACCAUUUGUGUAAUAAUGUAAUUAAAUUAUAUAAAGACAAAAUCAUUUUUUAACUGGUUUCCAGGAAAUUUAUUUAGCAGACUAAUGGCAACAGUAUUUAUAGGCAAAUGUGUAAGUGUUAAACAUGAUUUGUUUUAAAAAAUAUAUGUAGUGCUUUUGUAGGUAUAUCGUAAAAGUUUUUUUUUAAUCAAGAUCCUUUUUCUCAUUUGCAAGUAGUCGUUUCUCUUCUAAUGAAUCUUGACUGAACUGUGAUAUGAUUUUAAAUGUAAAACAAGUCAGUAUAGGCCUUUUUAUCAAAUUAAUUUGUAUUAAAUUUUUUAUGUAGGAAAUGUGUUUCGUUAUAAUAUUUAUUGCUUUUAAGGAAGGGUUACAAAAGUCAAAGACAGAAUGAAAUGUUAUUAUCCUGAUCAUCAAAUUAUGGAGCUUGUUUAAAUGAACAGUAGAUGGCGCUAUAACAUUUUGCAGUGAUAUUUGAAUUCACUUUCUAUUGUUCAGCUGUAGAGUUUGCAACUUUUCCUUCAAGCUUAUUAAAGCCUCUCAUUGUUGGUCACCAUUUAACAUAUGGUUAUCACAUUGAUUAUAAUUUUUUUCUUUGCAAAAUGUUUAUAGAUCAGAUGUACAAUGUGUAUAUUGGGGUGUGCAGAGCUGCCAAGUAGUACGAUUUUUCCGUAUUUAGUACGUUUUUGCAACCAAAAUACGGCAGUACGUUUUUUCUUUAAAAAAUACAUUUUUUGUAUUAAAAAAAAAAAAAAAAAAAAAAUCGAAAUUUAUUGAGAAAAAUCAUCUCUAUAUGUCUCUAUUUCAUGAAACGUACACAAAUAUGGUUAUUAGAUCAAUGUAAUUUCAGAUAACUUUUUUUUUUUUCAAUCAUUUUGUAAAAACCAGGGUGAGAUAUACACAAGUUUCAAUGUUUUUUUUUUUUCAUCUGCAAGAGCAGUGCACAUUUUAGCUUGCAUGCAGCUUGAGCGCCGUGAUGGGCGAGUGCGCCAAGCAUUUUAUUAUGAAAUACACUUUUUUUGGGAAAAAUACAAAAAAUAUUUAUCUCACACAGUAAAAAUACUGAUUUUUUUGUCAAAAUACUGAUUUUGGGAGAUAAGAAUACUGAAAAUGCAAAAUACAACUUGGCAGCUCUGGGUGUGAAUUGCAUACCACAUAAUUCCAAUAAUACAAUGUCUCCAUUUAAUCGACUUACAAGUUUUUAUUUUUAUGCAUCAACACAAACAGAUCAUUUGGUUGCUUGAUCCUGUAGAAAUUCCCAUAACACAUUCAUAAGAGUGUACUCGUUUCUCAGGCCAUACUUCAUAAGGCUGUCUCACAAAGUGUUGGGAUCAAUGCAGAUCACUCACCCUUUUAAUGAUGAUCUUAAUUGUGUGCGUUAAGUUUAGAUCAAUUACAAAUUUGUAAUUUAUCUGCAUCAGUCACAACCCUUUUUAAGACAGACACUAGGGUGUUCCAUGCACAUUGCCAUCAGAACCUCGGUCACACCAUUGUGUAUUGAGCCCCUGCAUUUCAUUUCUUUGUGCAAACAGAAAACAAAUGACUUUGACAUGUUGUUGACUGGAACUAUGUAGUCUCUGUACAAAGCGAUUGACAACUACCAAAUUCAGUAGCCAACAGGUUAAUGGGAGUUGGAGUUCGACAGGUAUCCAAAUUGGUUUUGGUAAAGGCCUGAGAAAAGUUUGGACAUGGCCAAAAUAUCAAAUUUCUUGCUAGGUUCCAUUUUGUUUCUUGAUUAUCAAUGUACACAGAUCAUAAAUACAAAGAAAUUUUAUGUGACUUGGCCGAGUAGACCGUAUUUUCUUGUGCAUACAUGUAAAGUAUUUGAUACAAGUUACCAGUCAGAUGUUAAUAUAAUUAUACAUGUAUUUUUAGUUUUGCCAAAAUGGAUGCUGUGAUUACAGUUUUGGUUCAAAUAAAUAUUCAUGGAAUAAUCAGUAAAUUAUUAAGAAAUAAUCUUAAUGAUUUGGAUUAUUCUUUAAAUUCAUAAGAAGGCAAACUGUUUGAAAUUUUGCCUGGUGUUUGUGACAGAUUCCACAGUAUUUAAUGAAGAUAAGGUUCCUACCAAGAUUCAACAAACACAAUUUUGUGAAUUCUAAGUAAAGUUACAACUCUUGUUUCAUUUUACUCCUUCAUAUCAUCAUCAAUGUUUGUUCUGGAUGGCUCAAAUGUAUGAAUCUGCCUAUAUGCCAAAGGCUGCACACUUGACAUUUAAAAGAUGUAGUUUGUAGAAAAUAUAAUUUUGGUCUUUCAUGAUGAUACAUGUAUGUAGCUUGAUUCUGUUUCUAAACUCUUGAAGAAAAAAAAUAUGUGUUGAUUGAUUCAGAAUAUUCAUUGUAGUAAAUAUAUGUAAACUCAUGUACAAAUAAAUAAGUAAAAAAAGGUAAUGUACAUAAUUAAAAGUACAAACAUUCAA
Molecule: messenger RNA, 3329 nt
Organism: Lytechinus pictus (painted urchin)
Lineage: Eukaryota; Metazoa; Echinodermata; Echinoidea; Temnopleuroida; Toxopneustidae
Product: NAD(P)H-hydrate epimerase-like
Exons: 2
Coding region: 32-517 (161 amino acids)
Cellular component (GO): mitochondrion
Molecular function (GO): NAD(P)HX epimerase activity
Source: RefSeq, a predicted model, not a curated record